UCAGAGGUUUAAAUGGUAACCUUGAGAAGCUCACGUCUGAAAUAUAAACAGAUUUUAAAUCAUCGGCUUGUGGGUGGAGAAAGUGCUCAUGUAGACAAAACUAUUCACCAUCUCUUUGUUCAAGAACAAGUGAGGAAUAUCAGAGACAAAAUCUCUUCUAGAUAAACUGUAAAAGACUUCGCCUGCAAGACUUUUUUUCUUGUAGGAUGCAAUUGGAAGAGCUCAUGUUAUCGGCGACGCUUCAACCUUCAGAAACAAACGUAACGAUGUCAUAUCUGGAUUAUUUCAACACAACAGACUGGCAGCUCGUUUACUCCAUCAUCCCACCGUACAUCUUCAUGGUGUGUUUGACAGGGAUUCUGGGUAACUCAUUUGUAUUGUUGGUGUUCUUGCUGCAGAGAAACCGAUGGACCGUACCUGAGAUCUACCUGGGUAACCUCGCGCUGGCCGACCUCAUCAUGCUCAUCUGUCUCCCGUUCUGGGCCAUGAACAUCCUCGAGUAUUUCAUGUGGCCGUACGGAGAGUUCAUGUGCAAGGUGGUCAAUCUCUCCAUCCUCGUCAACAUGUACACCAGCAUCUACAUGCUGGUGAUGGUGAACGUGGACCGCUACCUCGCCCUCGUCCUGACCAUGAAGGCCAGAUGGCUCAGGCGCAAACGUUACGCCAAAGCCAUCAGCGUUUCCCUCUGGCUCUUCGGUUUGGGAAUGGGCGUUCCGACCGGCAUUUUCCGAACAUUGGAAGGCAUCCCCGGUCACCAAGCGUUCCAGUGCAUCCUGCAUUAUCCCAGUGACUCCUGGAAGAUUGCCCAUCACAUCCAACUGAUUGUGUUGGGUUUUGCUUUGCCUCUCCUGGCCAUCACAUUCUGUUGUGUCAAUAUUCUUCUGGCCCUAAAGCGACGUCGAGACAAUUACUGGGAGGAUAGAAACGACAAGAAAGCCACUGUACUGGUGUGUACGGUCACGCUGUUGUUCCUCAUCUGUUGGGGUCCAUUUCACAUCUUCACUUUCCUAGAUAUACUCUCUGAUUUCCAUGUUUUGGAUAAGGAGGAGUGGCUUGAUGUCCUGGAAAUCGGAAAUCAGUUUUCCGUCUACUUGGCCUUUUCAAACAGCUGCCUGAAUCCGGUGUUGUACGUUUGCUCGGGGAAUUAUUUCAGGAGAAAAGUGAGCAGCAUCUAUAAUCGAAGAAAACAAUCCAACGUAUCGGAUGUUACUGCAAUGCAGCGGACACUUUUAACAAGCACAACCACCACCAAUCAAAUCAAACCUGUUGUGUUAUAUGAGAAAGUCUAGUGUUUUAUUUAGAAGCCACCAUCAGUAACUUGCUGAAAUUUGUAUUAUUGCUAAAUAGUAAAUGAAGAACUCAGAUGCAAAAGCUGCUAAAAAAUGAGAUAAAUGAUAUUAACCAAAAGCUCUCGGCUCGUAUUAUACGUUCAUCUAAUAUUUUCACUUCAAAUCCGUUUAAUACUGGUUUCAGGUCAUUCAGUUUGUUGAGUUUUCAGUAAAGUCCUCUAAAUGCACGAAAAAAGAAUUGCACAAUGGCGUGCAUACACUUUUACCCAAUUGACAAAUAUAUUAGGAUAUUGACCGAACUUUUGAGUCUUUUACUUUAUUCAGAAAGGACAGUGAAGAGUGACUGAAGACUUUUUUUAAGUUUUUUACAUGGCUGUUUACACCUGAUAUUAAGAUGGGUUUAGGUCGAUUUGGAUUACAAGCGGAUGAUGCUAAAGACAGGUGUAAAUGAUGAGGUUUUGAGCUCGUCCACUUUCGACCACAUUCAGAGGCAGUCAAAAACACAUUCAACCAGAAUGCUUUUGUGGUGUAGACCAUGUGGUCGAAAGCAGGGGCGUCAUGCAUCAAUUUUUUUAAGGGGGCACAGUGUGCACAGAGCACAGACAUGUCUUACAACAUUUUGUUUUGUUUCGUUGUGCUAGGUUUGGCCACUGUGUUUAUAUUGAAAUUUGUUGAGCCUAGACUGUCUACAGAGAUCGCGUUUUUUUACAGUUUAAUCAGCGGACAGGCAGCAAGCAGAUAGUGAAGAGAUGUUUGCUGUAUGUAACAAAAAAUGUUUUAUGGUCUAAAACGCAUGAAUUCGCUUAGAGCACCUUUAAAAGACAAAUAACAGAUUAAUGGACGCUUCUUUGAUUUUGAGGUUGCAUGCAAAAUCCAUUUGGCAAAAAAAAACAAGGGGGCACGUGCCCCCUCAGUUUGAAUGGGGAUGACGCCUUUGGUCAAAAGUGUUUGAGCUGCAACAAAAGACCGCCUACUUUCUGCCUAUCGAUCUAAUGUAAUGUACGAGCACAAUGUUUUUGCAUAAGACAUGAUUACUAGUGCAAUCCCACGGUGUUUAGCAUGACCUUUAGGCCUUCUUUGAUGAAACUGAAACCUCUUUCAUUUGUUUCAUUUUGCAAGCGUGUGAAAGUGGCGCAAGUUUAUUUCAUCAAUAUCUGAGAAAGCUCUUCCGUAAACAUGUACAAAACACUGUGCAGCACUUAUAACACAAGCAGCGGACUGAAUGUCUUACUGAAUGUACACUUGUGAUCCGAUUGACCAAAAUGCAUCUUAAUACCAGGAAUAAAAAGGCCCUUAACGAUACAUUCACACGUGGCGUACGCGUGUCUGAAGCGUAGCCAACAGCCAAUCACAGUGGCCUCAACACAUGCUCCUCUUGCAUAAACCUUAUUGGCUGGCUGUGCACUACGUUUUUUGCAUAAUGCGAUCUGAUAACCUCUUAACUCUUUCCCCGCCAUUGACAAGUUAU
Messenger RNA from Misgurnus anguillicaudatus (oriental weatherfish), 2757 nucleotides. It is a transcript of the gene bdkrb1, whose product is annotated as bradykinin receptor B1. The record is from RefSeq and is a predicted model, not a curated record. Gene Ontology annotation, cellular component: membrane; external side of plasma membrane. NCBI's taxonomy places the organism in Eukaryota, Metazoa, Chordata, Actinopteri, Cypriniformes, Cobitidae. Gene Ontology annotation, biological process: cell chemotaxis; G protein-coupled receptor signaling pathway; calcium-mediated signaling. Gene Ontology annotation, molecular function: C-C chemokine receptor activity; C-C chemokine binding; bradykinin receptor activity.